AUGAAAAAUUUCCACUUAUUGAUUUUAUUAUUCUUUAUUGUAAGUUUACUUGAAAUAAAUGCACAAUGGUUUAUUAUAAAAAAAGAUUAUCCAGCACAUUUAAUGAACUAUCCAAAUCCUGGUAAAAGAAGUUUAUCAGAAGAUGAAUUAAAUAUUGAUUGUUCUAUUCCUUAUUCAUAUUUAAAUACGUAUGAAGGAAAAACUGCAUGGUUAUUAUCAUGUAAUGAUAAACAAUCAUCAUUGACUUCCAAUUAUAUUGAUAAUGAAUUAAAUUAUAUUCCUCAAUUCAUCUAUGAUACACGAAGGACUCAACAUUCUAUUCCAUCUUCUAUGAAUGAACAACAAAAUCUCUUCAAUAUAAAAUUACUAAAACGAUUACGUCAAUCUAUAAAUAAAUAA
This is a messenger RNA of Adineta steineri, 399 nucleotides long. The record is from the annotation of a GenBank genome assembly. NCBI's taxonomy places the organism in Eukaryota, Metazoa, Rotifera, Eurotatoria, Adinetida, Adinetidae.